AUGUCAAAGACUAAGAAAUGGGGAGUCCAUGAAAAGAAACCAACUGAUUCUAAAUGGUUUACUCAUAAUCAUUCAUAUGAGACAAAUCCAACAAAAAUUAAAAAAAAUGGGGCUGGUAAGAAUAAUUGGGGUAAACCUGGUGAUGAAAUCGAUGAAGAAGAUGAAGUUGAUUAUAAAUUAUAUAAUAAGAAAUCUCAAGGUAGAAGAAAUUCAAAUCAUGAUUUAAACCAAGCAAGAUUGAAUGAAGUUGAUUUAAAAACAAAUAAAAAUUUAAUGAUUUAA
Messenger RNA from Insectozyma verbasci, 282 nucleotides. The record is from the annotation of a GenBank genome assembly. NCBI's taxonomy places the organism in Eukaryota, Fungi, Ascomycota, Pichiomycetes, Serinales, Debaryomycetaceae.